Messenger RNA from Prosopis cineraria, 2829 nucleotides. RefSeq lists its product as uncharacterized. The coding region runs from base 181 to 2403 and encodes 740 amino acids. Gene Ontology annotation, molecular function: mRNA binding; translation initiation factor activity. The transcript is spliced from 8 exons. The record is from RefSeq and is a predicted model, not a curated record. NCBI's taxonomy places the organism in Eukaryota, Viridiplantae, Streptophyta, Magnoliopsida, Fabales, Fabaceae.
AGUUCGUUUGGAGUGGGAAGUGGCAAAUCCAAAAGCAAAGCCAUCAUCCCUUCUCGUGCUCGCUCUUGCGUCUUCAUUCUUCUCUUCAAUUGGAUUAUUCCUUCCUUCCUUCCUUCCACAUCUUCUUGGUAUCUGAAUCAGGCUUUCAAGUUUCUAUACCGGUGAGUAGUGAAGGAAAGAAUGUCCAAGAAGAAGGGCAACGGCAAUACUAUGACACUCAAGGACUUCCAUGGCGGUUCUAUUCCUUCUGAUCUUCCUCUACCUUCUGCUCCCGGCCUAUCUAUGGCUCCGAUUAUGUCGACCUUCAUCGCGGGUAAUCCCAUUGGUCCGUCCGAUCAUGGCUCCUUGCCGCACAACUCCUCACUAUCUAGGCAUUACGAUGACAAGACCCCAUUUCUCACCCACACUGCUCCAAUUGGUAGUAAUUUUGAUGAGGACGAGCGUAAACCGCUAGGUGGCACCUCAGGUUCAGCUCCCCGUAGAACUAUUAGUGGUGAAAGUAUUUGGGGCCCGCCUUCUCGCGUUGAGGUGAAGUCCGGGCGAGGGGAUUCAUUAGGCCCCAAGGUGCCUUCCAGCUCUCAAUAUCAAGUUGGGAAAGGAAAUUCAUACUCUGCAAGGCUGACUGAAGCAAGUCAUGUCGGGGUGAAUUCUCAGAAUUUAAGAGGUAGUAGGGACCAGGGAACCAAUGGGGCUUCCCCAAACGUAUGGGCAAUGAGAAAGGAUGUGGCCAGUACUGUUGAGCCAGAUCACUCUGCUUGUUCCGGUCCUAACGCUGUUUCCAAGUUGUCUCAUGCAAGUGCCAUUGACAAGGUGUCUUCCGGUAGAUGGCUGUCAAAGAAAGUUCAAAGUCAGAUGGAUUUUGAGAUUGGUACAUCCUCUGAAGCAGAGAGUAGGCCAACCAAUGUUAAUGGCAAUAGGAGCCACAAUAGGAUAGACACAGUAGAUGAGAAGGGAUAUCCUGAUGUGUUGUUGGCGAGACCUGCUGAAAGGAGAUUGGCUAUUGAUGACCAGAUUCGUGGUCAUAGAAAUGAUUUACUGGAGCACGAAAGACAUGGGAUUUCCAAAUAUUCAGAAGUGCAAUCAAGGCAACACCAUACUGACGGGGUACAACCAGCUCUAAAUGAUGCUAGACUUCGGGAACCUGAGUUGCAACACUCAAUGGCAUCUGAACCAAGAGAGUGGCCCAAGUUGAAUUUAUUACCUAGGACAAAGCCACUAGAAAAUUCAGAACCUUCUGUUACUGAUAAUGUACAGUUAUAUUGCCAAGGUAGUGAUUCUAGCCAUGUUGAAAUUGUUAAUGAGGCACAUGGCCAUGCCAAUAUUGUGAAUCCUGACUCAGCUGGAACUGAAAGCAGAAUGGAGGAAAGACAGCGCCCAAAGCUGAAUUUGAAACCUCAGUCACAAUCCCUUGAAAAAUUGGAAGGAAACACUAGAUCAGACAGAUUUGAGAUUACCGAGUUUUUCUGUAGAAAACAUUUGCUUGCAUCUGUAGCACUAGCACCAUAUAUCCCAACAAAUGUGUCCAAAAAGCAUGUUCCAAGGUACCUGUUUGGUGAAAUUUUGUCCUGCUUCCAUUCAGCGGUACUGCUUGGUCCAAUCCUCCCACUCCAUGCUUUUGAAAAGGUUCCUAAAUUCUGGUUUCACCACUACCCUCCAUCGUUCUUCGUUCCUCAGCAUGUUUUAUCUUUUGGGUCUUUGUUUAAUGCUUUUCAUAAAUUUUUUUUCUCUGUUUGGGCUACAUAUUUCACACUUGUGGACAUAUUAUUAUGUAGCAUGAACUAUUUUCAGCAACUUUGGUUGAUUAAAUAUUCCACUAUUUCAUGCCUAAAUAAUGAAUUGACAAUGCAAAUGAUUCAGGAAUGCGUUAUUUGGGGUGCUCGACCUCGAGAACUGGUUUUAAAGGAGCGAUGGGUUGACGAUGCAAUUAACAAUUACGGUGCAGCUGAUGAGACAAAUAGGAUUGAGUAUGAUCGAGCCGAGAAGCUUUCUGAUCAUUCAAUGCAGACCUGCUAUAGUGAACUACCCGAAGAUGCUCAUCUUGAUCAACAGGCUGCAAGAAAACCUGAAAGGAGGGAUCAAUGGGUUGAUGCUGAGAGAACGCAGAGGAGGAAUUGGCACAGUGAUAAUCGGAGAAACAUGAGAGCAACUGACAGGCAGCAGAUCUCUGAUAGGAAACCUUCAUCUGAGAUGUGGCGUAAGCCUAUUGAGCAGACCGAUGCUACUGGUCUGCUGCAUGGUAAAGCUGCUUCGGCUGUUGAACUUGCUCAAGCUUUCUCUAGAUCCACGUCAGAACCAAAAAGUAACGAUAGAUCAUCAGGUCAAAGGGGGAAUACUGGGCGUUCACAGCAGACAUUUUCACGCCUACUUGGUCCAACCCCAAAGCCUCCUUCCAAUGGUUAUUAAAUAUUUUAGAGGUGAUAUAAAAGCACCAGGCAUAUGCAAGUUGUGAUUUGUUGUGGUUAUUUCCAUCUCUUCCAACUACAUGAAGGAGACAAUUGAAUAUGGGCAGCUUCUGAAACCACCAGAUGACAGGACCAGUUUGAUGAUCUGCAACUUGAUUUGAUUUGAUUUGAUUUUAUUUGUUCCCCCUGCUUUUCAUCUUUUGCUCACCUAACCAAUUGUAUGUUUCAUCUAUGAUGGAGAAGAUGGAGAGCUGCUGCCUGUCUAUAUCAGUAUUCAGGCCUUUUCUUUUCUUUUCUUCUCUUUUUGUACCAACACUAUUUUGGCCAUCGUAGCAGCAUGACUAGUGCGAAUGAUUUCUGUAUAGUUGAAGUUUCCUAACCUUGCAGUAAUCUUUGAAUGUGAAUAAUUGUUCACUUUUCGAUGAUA